This is a messenger RNA of Anopheles cruzii, 897 nucleotides long. Its product is annotated as mitochondrial inner membrane protease ATP23 homolog. The coding region runs from base 29 to 826 and encodes 265 amino acids. Gene Ontology annotation, cellular component: extrinsic component of mitochondrial inner membrane. The record is from RefSeq and is a predicted model, not a curated record. Lineage: Eukaryota; Metazoa; Arthropoda; Insecta; Diptera; Culicidae. Gene Ontology annotation, molecular function: metalloendopeptidase activity. Gene Ontology annotation, biological process: mitochondrial proton-transporting ATP synthase complex assembly; mitochondrial protein processing. The transcript is spliced from 3 exons.
UGCGACGAAUUUUCCGAAUUUACUUUCAAUGUACUCUGCAACAACUGAUACCACUAACGGUAGGCCUUCGACGCAACGGUCCCCACCGAUACCAAAUGCCGUCAUCGAUCGUAGGGAAGGCGAUGAGAAGCAGUGGGGCUACGAUUUGUAUCCAGAACGACGAGGGGAAAAGUUUAAACCGAGCUGGGGCCGUGUCCUACUCGGUAUGGAGGGAACGGAAAAUUUGGAUAAAAUCAAGUGCGAACGGAAUGUGUAUGCUUGUGUGAAGAAAAGCCCGAUGGUCAAGCUGAUGAUGGGGGCACUCAAGAGUUCCGGAUGCGAAAUCGACAUUCGACGGCACAUAGCGUGUGAGGUGUGCGACACAUCGGUUAGCGGGGGAUACGAUCCGGUGCUAAAUCAGGUUGUUGUUUGCCAGAACAUUGCACGUAACGAAGGCAUCGUGCAGGGUGUGCUGACGCACGAAAUGAUUCAUAUGUUCGACUACUGCAACAAUAAGCUAGAUUUUAAAAACAUUGACCACUUGGCGUGCACGGAAAUCCGGGCCGCCAAUCUGACGCACUGUUCAUUCUUGAGCGCCUGCACACAGGGUGACGCAUCACCAUUCAAAAUCAGACAAGCCCACGCGGACUGUGUUAAAACCAAAGCUCUGAACUCGGUACUGGCGGUGCGCAAGGUAACGUCGGAAGAGGCUAUUGCGGCGGUAGAGCGAGUCUUUCCUAAAUGCUACAACGACCUGGAGCCAGUCGGUCGGCGGAUACGGCGCAACUCGAAGGACAUGUACAAAGCAUAUAUGGAAGGCCCAAUGUAUGGGUACGACGUUGAUUAGCGAAAAGCAAACAAUGGCGAAUACUAAUGCUUGUUGGUGUCGGGAUUUGUGGACGCAAUAAAAACUCCAGU